AUGAAGAGUGGGUAUCGGUUGAUUAAGGAGAAAACUCUUCAUGUCUAUAAAGGUAAAGACAAUGUGAUGAGUUCUGGGAAAUGGAGGGAUUUUCUCUGGAAUUUGAAGAUCUCAUGCAAGAUUAAACAUUUUGCUUUGAGGUUGUUCCAAGACAUUUUACCCACGCAAUGUAAUCUCCAUCGUAAGCAUCUACUAGUAUGUGAUGGUUGUUUCCUUUGUGAAAAUCCUCAAGAGACAAUGAUGCAUUUAUUCUUGGAAUGCCCUUACUCUAUCAAGGCAGGGGGUUUUGGAGUGAUUAUUAGAAAUUGUAAUGGUUCUUUUGUGUUUGGGCUAUGUCACUUUGCUAAGGGUUUCUCUACGGCUAAUCAUAUUGAAGCAUUGUCAGCAUCUAAAGUACUAGGUUUUGCCAUGGAAAUGGGGUAUUCUAAUAUUAUUGUGGAAGGAGACUCAAAGAAUAUCAUUGAAGCUAUUGGAAAAAUGAAAAGGAAUCUCUCAAAUGUUGAGCCUUUUAUUGACUUAAUUCAAGAGUAUGCCAAGGAUUUCUAUAAGAUUUCGUUCUCAUGGAUCUGUAAUUCCGGAAAUGAGACAACUCAUGUGUUCAUCUGA
This is a messenger RNA of Ilex paraguariensis (yerba mate), 606 nucleotides long. NCBI's taxonomy places the organism in Eukaryota, Viridiplantae, Streptophyta, Magnoliopsida, Aquifoliales, Aquifoliaceae. The record is from the annotation of a GenBank genome assembly.